UUUUUUUGAACCCCCUAAAAAUUUUAAUUUGCACCCAAGACCCACUCACUACUCAGCCCCAGUCCUCAACCUCUUUCUCUCACUACCCUAGGUCAAGCGCGCACACACACACGCACCAUUGCACCACCGGCUACCACCACCGUCCUCCAGUCCACCACGCACUCUGCGCCGCGCCUCUACCUCUCUAUCUCGGCUUCUCCAGUUCUCCUUCUCCCAUACCCAAGGCCAAGACGGCAAGACUGGGAUCGAUGUUGGUAGCCUCGCCUCCGUCGCGGUUGCGAAUGCUUCCGUGUUGAAGCUGGUUGUCAACAAUGGGGAAAAGCUCAACGCGUGGGUUGAUUACGAGGCUGGUUCGAAAACGUUGGAGGUUCGUUUGAGCAAAUUGGGUGAACCCAGAUCUGAAGAUCCAAUCGUUUCUCACCGCAUUGAUCUCUUCAACCUCUGGGAUCGCAAACCUGUGUUCGUGGUAAGGAAGUGCUUUCUGUCAUGGGCAAAAGGAGUGUGGGUGCUGUCAUGGUCUUGGGUUUAAAUUACCUGUUCAUGCUUCGUGACUUUAAGGAAGCAAAUGAAGUUGAGGAAGCAACUGAAGAUAUGGAAGCAACUGUAGAUGAGAAAGAGGAAGAUACCGAUGUUGAGGAAGCAACUGAUGAUGAAGAAGUGGAAUCAGAAGAGGAAUCAAAUGAAGAUGAGGAAGCAACUGAAGAUGAGGAAGAGGAAUCAACUGAGGAUGACUAUAUCUAACUGUCCAAAGCAGAAGAAUUUGUAUGCAAUAUUCUCAACCCUUGUUACCUUUUGUUCUUAUUCA
Molecule: messenger RNA, 805 nt
Organism: Lotus japonicus
Lineage: Eukaryota; Viridiplantae; Streptophyta; Magnoliopsida; Fabales; Fabaceae
Exons: 3
Coding region: 487-741 (84 amino acids)
Source: RefSeq, a predicted model, not a curated record